This is a messenger RNA of Dermacentor andersoni, 1456 nucleotides long. Its product is annotated as papilin-like. The record is from RefSeq and is a predicted model, not a curated record. Gene Ontology annotation, molecular function: serine-type endopeptidase inhibitor activity. Lineage: Eukaryota; Metazoa; Arthropoda; Arachnida; Ixodida; Ixodidae.
CGCAAAUGGAUGUUUUUUAACGAUAUAUAUAGAUCAUCCCUCACCUAGCCUCAUAUUCUUAAGCCUCAAAGGCAACUACGCAUCUCAGAUCAGGUUGAAGCACGCAAGGUGUCGUAAUGCUCGCUACCAGUUUCUUCGUUCUCGCCUGGGUGGCCUAUGUUCACGGUAAUCAAGUAGCACGGCCACCAAUUUGCGAGAAGCCUCCAAAUCUAGGUCUCUGUAAGCCUUUAAAUCAGUCCUGGUAUUUUGAUCCUCCGACGCACAAGUGCUUCAUGAUUCCUAGAGGCCAAUGCGGGGGAGGACCAAACAUUUUCCCUACGGAAAUGCAGUGUUUGUCAGCAUGCGCACAAUCUAAGGGUAUGCCGCAGCCGAGAUGCCGACAAAAACCUUUCCUUGGAAGCUGUCAGCCAACGGACACUGCUUGGUUAUAUCAUCCUAAGCAUAGAGACUGUAAAAUGUUUCGUCAUGGCUCAUGUGGGAGAGGCUUGAACCAUUUCGCCACUGAAGAAAAGUGCCGUAUGGUAUGUGAGCAAAGAAAGACACCCCCAAUACCCAUAUGCAGCGCCAAGCCAGAAGCAGGGUAUUGUAUGGGAAUGAACACGCACUGGUAUUUCGAUCAGAAAGCGAAUAAUUGCAGUCACUUCGAGGGGUGGUGGUGUGCAAAAAAUGCUAACGGAUUCAUAUCUUACAACGUCUGCAUGUGGAGAUGCAGUUAUAACCCUAUACCAAAGAAGUGUCCUCAAUGUCAACAAAAGAAACCUGGACAGUUGCCUGACAUUGCAGGUAACCCUAUACCAAUGAAGUGUCCUCAAUGUCAACAAAAGAAACCUGCACAGUUGCCUGACCAGCGAAACUCGGCAGUUAAAGGUUCGAAUGUUCCUCCUGGACUCCCUUCGAACCAGCUACCGCAUAACUGAAGAAAGAAUUUUGUCUCAAUUGUGCCAACAGAUGUUUUUAUUACAUACACUUAAAAAAUUGGAUAAAAUGAAACCUGCACCAAUGCAUGAAACUUCCUGAAACCAGUAACCAGAUCCAGUAUUACGCUGCCUUCUCACAAGACGAAGCAAAAGAACUAUCACGGAUUCUCACAUCAAGCAAAAAAAUACGUAUUUAAUUUUAGUGCGGAGGUGACCAGGUAAUUUGGACCAUCAGAAGGCUUCACCAUCCGUCCCCAACGCGAAAUGUUAAGUUUUCACAAUUCAGCGAAUAGUUAAGACUUCACCACAUUUUCAUAAACGGUUAAAUAAUACCGAUGUGGCACAUCUACGCCCUGUCCCUCUCCCUGACCUACCUCCAAGCUGCGAGAGGCACUGCUCCCCACUGCCCGUCUCUUGGAAUAGAAAGUAUUGAUUGAGGGGAGGGGGUCGUAGCAAUGACGUAGCCAUAUACUUCUCUGCAUUGAAGCUACUCCUGCAAGGUCGUCUUCUUGCUCUCAAUAAAGACAGUUUUUUUUUUC